Colletotrichum higginsianum IMI 349063 is the source of this 1419-nucleotide messenger RNA. RefSeq names its product Glycoside hydrolase. The transcript has 6 exons. Lineage: Eukaryota; Fungi; Ascomycota; Sordariomycetes; Glomerellales; Glomerellaceae. The record is from RefSeq and is a predicted model, not a curated record. The coding region runs from base 1 to 1419 and encodes 472 amino acids.
AUGGCCAUCCAGCUGCCCCGAGAAGAGCUAGGCACCGCUGUGGGAGUUCUCGUUUACUCCUUCUUCUGCCUAGCAUGCAGUCUCCUCAUGGCAUGGCUGGUGUAUGCCCAUCGUGAGGGACUCAGCUGGCUCUCGACAGCCGCUUCUGUAGCACAGCAGACCCAUACUCUUGUGCGAUGGAGGGAUAUCAAGCUUGAGCAGUUCCGGCAUUCGAGCAUCAAUGUCGGCAAUCCUGAGCUGGCCAUAGCCGGCCAAUCAACUGGUCUUGACCUAGUACUGUUCUACAUCCAGUUCUACAGCUAUAACGUCGAAGCACUUGUGACCCUGUUCUGGGCCUUCGCUCUCACUCAGUCAAUCUUUCAACUCGAACCUGCUAGGUCGCUACGUAAACGAGUCAACUAUAUCUCAAAGGCUGUUGCUGUUCUCCUUCCGGCAUUGCUGGUGGGGAUACUCCGACUGGAGGCUGUUCAGAAGCAGACGGUCCCCUUCCUCGUUCUCGCCGACGGGAUCAUGGGUUUCUGCCUAAGCGGUAGCGGUGUUCUCCUCGUCGUCAUCUUGAUCAAAUACGUCUACACUCGCCGAAACCUCCUAUCGUGGAACGUUCGAUACGGCCAAAGAUCGAACAGUACGAAAAGUAGCGACACGCUCGUUUUCGACAGUAGUAACGGGAGGCGUCGCGGGAGUAUCUACGACAGAUGGUUGGUGGUUCGGUUCAGCAUAGCAUUUGUCGCGUUGGCCAUCUUCCAGGUCGUCACCAUCAUGUUUCAAGUCACCUCCGCACGCCAAAAUACUCGCGAUUCACUAAGCGACAGCCCAGAUCUAAGCACGGAACGACUGCAUCUGGACCUCUUACUCUUCAUUCCCGGCGUAUCCGCGAGUUUGUUGACCUUUGUUGUUUUCGGCACGACGAAGACAUUCCGAGAUUAUAUUGCUAGCAAACUCAUCCCGCGAUGGCUCAGGGAUAGGAGUAGGAUGAAGACAAGCAGCCCGCCAUCUCGGCGAAACCGCUUGUCGCAGACGGUUUCCAAGAGGACCGCGGCAUAUCCGCCGCGGCUCUCAUUGACGCCAUACGUCACGAACGACGGCGGUCUUUACUCUCCAAUCUAUGAUGGAAACGACAUUCAGCUGGGGGACCUGAAUGUAAAUGGCUCGAGCAAGGUCGCCGAGGACGACCAGUGGCCGUUGGUGAGCCCCAACGCGGGCUCUAGUGACCUAAAAAAACCUGCAAAUGUGCUCGCUUUCUGUCUUAAGGCUAUGUCACAAGCAUUCGCAGGUGGUUCAGGCCGCAACGUCGCUUCAUCACUUCUGAUCCGGGCUGCCCACGUAGCCCGGCGACAUUCGGAGGGUUAUGCCACAGAGUUGCGGGACAUCCUGACCGGUAUUGUUGUCCAUGGCCCGACCGGCAACUACAAUUCUUAA